Messenger RNA from Solenopsis invicta (red fire ant), 862 nucleotides. RefSeq lists its product as uncharacterized. The record is from RefSeq and is a predicted model, not a curated record. Lineage: Eukaryota; Metazoa; Arthropoda; Insecta; Hymenoptera; Formicidae. Bases 456 to 779 code for a protein of 107 amino acids. The transcript has 3 exons.
UAUAGAUUUUUCAAAAUCCAACAAAAACUCAAAAAUUUUCAGAGGAUGCGCAGAAUGCACCUGGUAUUUUAUUUUAAUGGCCAAAACUAUUCUAUCUAUCAGGAACUAUAGAGCUAUUGAAAAUAAAAUUAAAACUUUCCAUAAUUAAUGAGUUUCCACAAAAUAAUACAUCAGCUUCACAUACAUUUAUUGGAUUUAAUCUCAUCUCUAGUCUGUCACGCCAUGUUUAAUUAAUAUUGAUGAGCCUAAUGUUAAUUUGAUCCUUUUUUCUUUUUAUCUUUCUUUUAUCAUCACGUGUGAUAUCGCAUGUUUUGAUUUGUGUCUGUUCGUGCUAAAACCGAAAUAUUCCAAAGAUCACGAAUCCAUUAAGAGAAGGAGGAACGAUAUAUAAAAUUUGUGAUUUUUAAUUUAUUAUCGUCUCUUCUUCCUAGCAACUCUGUAAGCAAGAAAGUGAGAUGAUGGGUUACUUCUGCGUAAUUUUAUUACUGAUGUGCGGGCUAAUUCAAUUUACUACGCAAAUGCACUUUCCUACAACAACUAUACCAAAAGGUACCUGCAAAUUUGGACCCAAAACUUUGGGCGUAGGUUACCACACGGCUCGGCCAUGCAUGAGGAUGAUUUGUAGACCGGAUGGUAAAAUAGUUAUGGUCGCAUGUCCCAGACGCACUUGCCCUUACGGUCAAACACUUAUUACUUUUACGCGUGAGGAUAACAGCCAACCUUUUCCAGUUUGCUGUCAACUACCUGUUUGUAGAUAUUUAGAUCCCGACGACUACUAACCAUGUUUUGUCACAAAUAAGAUACGUAACGAGACAUUUACUACCUGGAAGUAUUGCUAUAAAUAAAUAACGUCGUUCACAAA